Neoarius graeffei (lesser salmon catfish) is the source of this 6183-nucleotide messenger RNA. It is a transcript of the gene ppp1r12c, whose product is annotated as protein phosphatase 1, regulatory subunit 12C. Lineage: Eukaryota; Metazoa; Chordata; Actinopteri; Siluriformes; Ariidae. The record is from RefSeq and is a predicted model, not a curated record. Gene Ontology annotation, molecular function: phosphatase regulator activity; protein kinase binding; enzyme inhibitor activity. Bases 356 to 2443 code for a protein of 695 amino acids. Gene Ontology annotation, cellular component: cytoplasm. Gene Ontology annotation, biological process: signal transduction. The transcript is spliced from 20 exons.
UUUUUUGACAGUGUUUGACAGGCGCGAUGUCAAGUCGUUGUGCUUAAACCUUUUCCCCGGUCGAUUUCUUUCUUUCGUCGGGGAGUCCAGACGAUGUUAAUUCAGCGUCCGGAGCUUUUUUGAGGCUGAUAUUAUGUCAGAAUUCAGUUGAAAACGCUUCCGUGGUCUGUAAAGAAAGCUCGCGCGCUAGCCGUGAACUUCCUCCAAGCGUCUUUGAAUAAGGAAGUAGCUCAGUUAGCCAGCUAGCUAGCUCACGACAUGUAAACAUCGUAAAUGGAGGGUGUGUCCGAGUGAAUAGUUUUUUUCCUGAUUUUUUUUUUUUCUUCUUCCUAGUGAUUGUUUUUGGGGGGAGAGAAUGGGCGACGCGGCGAAAGUUCAGCGUCGGGAGCAGUUAAAGCGAUGGAACGGCUCCUCUACGGACAGACAGCCGGCCGCGCCGCGGAGACGCUGGCGGGAUGAAGAGGAGGAUAACCGGGAAGAUGGAGCGCAGUUCGGAGACGGACACCCGGCUGACCGGCAACACGUCAAACGAAGGAGGCAUGUUCGAUUUGAGAGGACGGCGGAGUUCCUGGCUGUCUGUGCCAGCGGCGACACCGAGGAGGCGAAGGAGAUGCUGAACGAGGUGCGAGUUAUAAGUGAUGGGGACAAAACUUCUGGAGAAGACGUGGUCAACUGUUCCAAUGCCGACGGAAUCACAGCACUGCACCAGGCCUGCAUCGAUGGUAGUAUCGAGGUGGUGGCUUUCCUCUUGUCUCGAGGUGCUAACGUAAACCAGGUGGACAACGAGGGCUGGACCCCACUUCAUGUCGCAGCUUCCUGUGGGAACACGGAAAUUGCUGAAUACUUGCUGCAGGAGGGUGCAUGUCUGAGCUUGGUGAACUGUGAUGGCGAUGUACCGUUAGACAUCGCUGAAGAUGAAGCUAUGGAGGCACUACUUCAGGAGUACACUCUGAAACAGGGUGUGGAUGUGGAGGCAGCUAAGCGAUUGGAGGAAGAGUUGAUCAUGCGCGAUGCCCGUGGUUGGCUUACAGAUGGCGUGCCUGCUGACCUGCACCACCCCUGGACCGGAGCCACACCCCUCCAUGUUGCGGCUGCUAAGGGCUACCUUGAGGCCAUCAAGUUGCUGUGUCAGUGUGGCCUGGAUGUGUCUGCUAAAGAUGGGGACGGUUGGACUCCGCUGCACGCUGCAGCCCACUGGGGUCAGAGCGAGGCCUGUCGGCUCCUUGCAGAGCAACUGUGUGAUAUGGAGGCUCGCAGCAAUGGGGGUCAGACUCCAUUUGAUGUGGCUGAUGAAAGUGUGGAGGCCUUGCUGGAGGAACUACUGCAGAGACAAGCUAGUUGGCGAACCGAACAGGCCAUUAAGGAUAAACAGAACGCACAAGCGUCCGCAAACGGCAACGCUGCCAAAAAACGCAGGAGCUCGGUGUGUAGGAUGAGCAGCCGAGAAAAGAUGAGCGUGCAGGAUCAGUCAAAGGAGCGAGGAAUCUCUGGAGGCCUGGAGCUAAACGAGGAGAGAGAGAGCAGUCCCGAGACUUCCACAGUGUCAAGUCCGGAUACAGAAAGCAUCACUACCUCCACGGUCAGCCCUGCUGACAAGACCCCUGAAGAGAAGGAAGCGGAGGAGAGAGAGCAGGAGCGAGAGAGCCGUACUGCUCGUGUUCCUCCCACUCUGCAGAGAGGCGACUCUGCCCCAGAGAGCCCCAGCGGUCCCUCUACCGACGGCAAGAAAUACCAGGCUCCAGUCCGAGAUGAGGAGUCAGAGUCUCAAAGAAAAGCUCGUUCACGUCUCAUGCGCCAGUCACGACGCUCCACUCAGGGAGUGACCCUGACAGACCUUAAAGAGGCAGAGCGAACUGUUAAUAGGACAUCUGAACCUCAGCCCAGUCUUCAGACUGUCAGUCCUGUUGUCACGGUAACGCCAGCAGAGAGAGACACCGAGCCUGUGAAGGCCUCCAGCUCAGAGGGAGACUCCAAAAUGGGUGCGAGAGAUCGCCGUAGAGCAAGGAGAGAGAGACGAUCCACUGGCAUCGCCGCACUUACAGGAGAGACAGAGGACUUGGAUGCCAACGAAUCGAUGUGUGCAGACAGCACCUCAAGUGACACCCAGCAAGGAGAUGCAAAAUCGUUGUCAUCACUGGAUUUCAGAAAGCUGUAUGUGGAGGUGCUGAAGGAGAAUGGCAUUCUGAGGGAGAAGCUCCAGGAGACACAGCUACAACUCAGUGAAUGUAAAGUGGAGCUCGAGCGACUCAGACAGAGCCAGGAAAAUGGUUGUGACCGCCCUGCUCUACUGGAACUAGAGAAAUUCGAGAAGAAAGCACUCGAGAGGAAAGCAGCAGAGCUUGAAGAUGAGCUUAAGGUUCUUGUUGAUCUUCGUGUCGAUAACCAGAGGCUGAAAGACGAGAACGCUGCUCUCAUUCGUGUCAUCAGCAAGCUGUCCAGAUGAGCCUGCCAUUCCCACCACUAUUCCCUGAAACCACCAGGUGGCAGCACUGCCCAUCUCUUUCCCCAGAACAAACUGGAAGAACGCUCUUCUCUUUCUGCGCGGCCAUAAUGCACUGCACAUGUGCGUGUUUUGUGUGUGGUCUUUCUCACCCCUCCUCUCCCCCCGGGUGGCUAAACUACUGUUCUCCAAAUUAACCUGCGCACAAAGAUGAACAGGCCUAGCUGCAGUCCAACCCUCAGUUAAACAGCACACCAACUUGAGGAAAUUCUAGACCUCUGAUUACACCAGGUCUGAUUUCACUUGUUCCAGGACUCAAGAACGGUAACACAUUACUUGAACUCAGCGUCACGAGACCGAUCAGGUCAUAAACACAGUCAGAAUUAUAUCCAAAUUAUGUAACAGUGUCAUGUGACCGUUAUCAGUAAUCAUGAUUAUAACUGCCAGUUUGUUUGAUGGCAUGAUCGCACGGCACAUGCUCUCGAGUUAGCGCAUAUUUUGAGUAUUUGGGGCAAAUCAGAAGUUUAUAUUUCAUGUGCUCAAUCGAAUACUUUAUCGUUUCUAUAGUCACGAGUCAAUCACACAGAGCUGUAUGGUGGAUGGCCACAUAAUCUUAGUUUAAGAUUUCCUUUACAGAAAAAAUUUCACAUUUUUGGUGUCAGAACUUUUAAGAAUUAUAGGAGAGUGCUCAGGACAAAAGACUGUGGUUUCGCGGUAACACGGCAAGCUGCUUUUUUUUUUUUUGUAUAAAUUUUUUUUUUGGGGGGAGAGGCUGGACAGGAAACAAGUGUUUUAUAGCUGCGGUGAUAACAGGAGCUAUCUUGUGUUUCAUGGACAUUCCAUAAGAUAUGUAUCUAUAAAUAAAUAAAUAUGGCCAUUUUUAAAAAAGUGGAAAUUUUGGCAAAUUAUUGUGGUGUAAGUGGGAGGAAAAACCAGUUCAGGAUGUGCUGUUAUUGGAAAAUAAUCAACUUCAGGGUGGUAACUGUAACUUUAUUUUGUGUUGGGCUGCAUCACACCAAACUAUUAUUGACUAUUUUCUUGUAUGCGUAUGAUUUUUAUCUUACAUGGCACUAUUACAUCACUGUAGUAUUAGCUUAAGACAGCAUAUGUACUGCUGUGUUUAUGACCUGUUCAUGCCCGUAUGAUGACGUGGGGUUCAAGUAACAUGUUUUCUGAAAGACAUACUUGAAGUACAGCAGGAUGGAGAUGAAAUGCAGGGUGCUUUUGUUCCAUAUAUUUAAUUAGAUCUCGUUCUUUCUUGUGCACUGUUCUCGUAUUUUUUUUUUUUACUUUGUAGCUUAACACAAACUAAGCCAGUACAAGUUUGCCAGUUUAUCUUAUUCCUCGCUUUAGCCAUGUGUAUCCACUGUAGCUUGUAGUUUAUACUUUGACAGUGUUGGACACCGGAGGGCACGGCCAAUCAUCACCAAAAAAAAAAAAAAAAGGCAUGUCCUGAUUCUGCCAAGCAAAAGGGAAUCUUGGAUUAACAUUUCCAUUUUUAUCACCUAGUUGCUAACUUGAUCAUCUGACAGAAUUUCUUUUCAUGUUUUCAUCUUGACUUGGCAUGGAAUAUUUAAUGGUCAUUUAAUAGUUUCACUAGUCAGUUGCUUGUUGACUUAAUAUUAAAGGUGCCGUUUGCUGCUAGAUGCAUAAAAAUAUAGUUUUUAAAAUAACUUGGACAAACUGUGAUGUGUGUUAUUGCAGUAGUUAGCUUCUUUAAUGUUUUAAGUUUUGUUUUUUGGGUUUUUUUUUUUUCUGGUCCAGAAAUCGGCGCUGCCCCAGCAUCAACACCACUGCUCAAAUAUUUCCAUAAAAAAAAAAAGCAUAGGGGUUUUAGUUCAAAUUGAGUAAAUUAGAAAAGCUCAUCAUCUAAUGUUAUCUCUCAUUGCAGUUUUCUUCACAGACAGCAGAGGGCUCUAAAUCACAAACUGCUCCUUUAACAUCAUUUGCUAUCAGAGGGCAUAAAAUGUUGCAUAAUUAAAGCCAGUAAUCAGGUUUGCAAGCAUGUUAGGUAUUAGCAAAGUUAAUUUUUCUAAGUUAAAAAUUGUGUAUUCUUUAUACUUUAAGUGAAAGCAGCGUGUUUACACUGGAAAAUUAAGCAAAAAUGUUGUGUACUAUUAAUACCUGGAGGAGAUCAGGGGUCGUCAAGUGAAAAGGCAAACUAUUUCAGCAGAAAAAAAUAGUCCAGCGAGCACAUGAACUGGAUCUUUUGCGGUUUAUCCAAUCACAAGCAUUUAUGUGUGAAUCAUUUAGCUGAAGGCAGCUCAUCAAACCAGAGAUGAGCUAGAGGGUGAGGGAUAUAAUCUCAAAACGGGAGACUAUCCGAGAGCUUUCUUUUUGUUUACCCUCUCUGACUGAUUAGUGAUGGCGAUGACAUGGUUUACGAAACAAAAUGUUUAAAGAUGACUGGACAGAGAAGUACGUGUUUAUUCUCCCUGCGAUAAAAAUUCAAAGCGGACAUGUAUUAUCUGUUCAUAGACCGUUGCACUAUUUUAACAAAACCACUUAGGUGCUUUGUAAGAAAGGAAUAUUAUAUAAUUGGACCUUAGCAAAUUUUAGUUGAAGACCACCUGUGCUGGAAUGUGGAGUGGAAGCAGUUUUCGCAGUUGCUGUCUGCUGUAAUUUACAGAAGGGGCCAGAACCAUUACAGGAAGCUGCACAGUCCACAAUUUGUGUUGUACAUAUUGUGUAUUUAAGACUGGUAAGCUAGGUUAUGUCAAGCUGAAGAAAAGAAGUAGUGAUGUCACAUGAUCAAGUAUGCUAAUCCGUUGUAAAUUACACUCCACCUUCUUUAACCAGUGAUACCUGCCACUCGGCAAAAUCAGGACAGUGCUUGCAUUGUUAGACACAACAGAGCUGCAAAUGUGCCAAAACACCUGAAGCUCCUUUCCUGCAUGGCUGCUGGUGCUAUGCUGUUGAGGACUGGGGCGCUCUCUUUCUCUCUGUCUGUCUGUCUCUCUCUCCUUUCAUUCUUUCUCUCAGGAUAAGCUUAGAUCAACACUGUACUCAAGCACACUGCUACUGUAUGUCGGACCAAACAGUCAUUGACAUUAUUGCUGAUUCUCAGCGAGCGAGUAUUUAUGAGUGUAAGUGAUGUAUUACAGAGCCUGUGUCCUGUGCCAAUGGUGGUGUAGGGAUUUUUUUUUUUUGUCAUUUAUUUUCCAAGAGGAGGAGGAGGAGGAAUGUUUAUACUGUGAGUCCUGCUCUCAGAGGAACAGGCGCUUUAUAAGGUCAAAGCUUUUGACAGUUUACCACCAUGUUGUUGUAUUUUAUUAUUAAUUGCUCCUGUUUUAUUAAUAUUAUUUUUAAGCCAAUGCAUGCCAAGAUUGUAUUUCGACAAAACAUGUGCCUUUCUACAUAUCUAUUUUAAUAUUUCAAUGUUACUCAGUUGAGAAGCUCUGGGCUCGUUGGCCUGACAAUGCUCCAAUAGACUCCUAAAGAUUCUGCUGUCAUUAAAAAAAAGAAAAAAAUACACACAUACAGCCUUUGGCAUUUGGUGAAAGAGCCAAUAAAAUUCAAUGGAACCAGAUAAGUACUAUUGCAUAUGCUUCUGCUUCUUGUAUUUUAGCUUGUCUUUAAUAUUUUCAUGGGAACAUGACCCCAAAAUAUCGCCCCCUGAGCUUAAAAUCAGUUCUACGGACCCUUUAGUACAGAUUUACCAGUCAAAAGUUUCGACACGCCUUCUAAUUCAAUGUUUUUUCUUUAUUUUUAUUCAUUAAAAGUCACUUCAUGUCUUAAAGUAA